AAGACGCAACAAAGCGUCUAUUCUACCGGAAAGCAACACGAAGAAGAACUUGUGACGAGAGUGAAAUGGCUGCGCCCAUGAAGAAUGGGCGACACUUUGGUCAAUGGAUAGGCAUUUUGUUAUUUUGGGGGGGUCUCAUACCCUCUGCCACCGCGCUUAUCGAGGGACUUUAUUGUGGCACGGAGAUUUGUUACGAUGUACUCGGAGUACCGAGAGAUGCGGUUAAAUCCGACAUAGGUCGUGCAUACAGACAGUUAGCCAGAAAGUAUCACCCCGAUAGAUUCUCAAGUCUUACAGGCGAGACACGUGAAAGUGCUCAUCAACAUUUUUUGCUCAUUGCAACUGCAUAUGAAACUCUGAAGGAUGAAGACUCCCGUAGAGACUACGACUACAUGCUGGACCACCCUGAAGAGUACUACAGCCACUACUACACCUACUACAGGAGACGACUGGCACCUAAAGUGGACGUGCGGAUUGUCAUUCUGGUCACCGUGGUUGCUAUAUCCAUCUUUCAGUACUACAGUUGGUGGGCCAGCUACACUGAAGCCAUCAACUACCUAUCAACGGUCCCCAAGUACCGUAUCCAGGCGACAGAGAUAGCCAAGCAGCUGGGUCUCCUGAACAAGACAAAAGAGAAGGGCAAGAACCGUCGGUCCAAAGAGGAGAUCCGGGAACAGGAAGAAGAGGUCAUCCGUGACAUCAUCAAGAACAAGAUCGACAUUAAGGGAGGAUACCAGAAGCCUAAAAUCUUGGACAUCCUGCUCUGUCAGAUUGUCCUGUUCCCUUACUGCCUGUGUGCCUAUGUGGUCUGGUACUGUAAGUGGAUCUACAGGUUCACCAUCUGCAGAGAGGAGUACGGAGACGAGGAGAAGCUCUACAUCAUCAGGAGGAACAUGAAGAUGUCUCAGUCUCAGUUCGACAGUCUGGAGGCGGAGCAGAGAGACACCUUACUGGAGAGGCAGCUCUGGAUCAAAGACAACUAUGAGGUGUACAAGGAAGAACAGGAGGAACAGAUGAAGACGAAGAUGGCCCUGGACCCCAGGUGGAAGAGGUACCGACGGUGGAUGAAGAAUGAAGGACCUGGACGACUCACUUUUAUUGACGAUUGACAACAUGCCUAUCAAUAAUCACACCUGACUUGUGCCUGUUAUACAGUCACACUGUGUUUGUAUACCUGUGUAUUUGUGAAUAAAUCUACUGAUGAUGUUUAUA
This is a messenger RNA of Oncorhynchus tshawytscha (Chinook salmon), 1212 nucleotides long. RefSeq names its product DnaJ (Hsp40) homolog, subfamily C, member 25. The coding region runs from base 66 to 1109 and encodes 347 amino acids. The transcript is spliced from 4 exons. Gene Ontology annotation, cellular component: endoplasmic reticulum membrane. NCBI's taxonomy places the organism in Eukaryota, Metazoa, Chordata, Actinopteri, Salmoniformes, Salmonidae. Gene Ontology annotation, biological process: protein folding. The record is from RefSeq and is a predicted model, not a curated record.